Molecule: messenger RNA, 1328 nt
Organism: Cajanus cajan (pigeon pea)
Lineage: Eukaryota; Viridiplantae; Streptophyta; Magnoliopsida; Fabales; Fabaceae
Gene: NMT1
Product: myristoyl-CoA:protein N-myristoyltransferase
Biological process (GO): N-terminal peptidyl-glycine N-myristoylation
Cellular component (GO): cytoplasm
Molecular function (GO): glycylpeptide N-tetradecanoyltransferase activity
Source: RefSeq, a predicted model, not a curated record
GUUUGAUAAUUGAGAUGGGUGACAGCAAUGUUCCAUCUGAGUCUUUAAAGAAAAAAUCAGAUCUUAUUGAUGGAGACUCAACAAUUUUUAUGGCUAAUAAUAGUAGCACCUCAUUAGAAACCAUUGUACAAAGUUUCCAAGAUUCAAUGUCUCUUGGUAAGAAACACAAGUUUUGGGAAACUCAACCUGUGGGGCAAUACAAGGAUGUUGGGGACCCUAGUUUACCUGAAGGCCCUAUUAAGCCCCCAACACCUUUGUCUAAGGUUAAGCAAGAGCCUUAUAACCUUCCUAAUGCUUAUGAGUGGACAACAUGUGACAUGGACUCUGAGGAAACUUGUGAUGAGGUUUAUGUUCUACUCAAGAAUAACUAUGUCGAGGAUGAUGAGAACAUGUUUAGGUUCAACUAUUCCAAAAAGUUUUUGAGUUGGGCAUUGCGUGUCCCUGGUUAUUACCGGAGUUGGCACAUUGGCGUGAGAGCAAAGACAUCAAAGAAAUUGGUUGCUUUCAUUAGUGGCGUCCCCGCUAGGAUUACGGUUAGUAAGGAUGUUAUGAAGAUGGCUGAGAUCAAUUUCUUGUGUGUUCAUAAAAAGUUGAGGUCCAAGAGGCUUGCCCCUGUUAUGAUCAAGGAAAUCACUAGGAGGGUUCAUUUGGAGAAUAUUUGGCAAGCAGCCUAUACAGCUGGGAUUGUUCUUCCAACACCAAUCACAAGUUGUCAAUAUUGGCAUCGAUCUUUGAAUCCUAAGAAGCUAAUUGAUGUUGGGUUCUCAAGGCUUGGUGCUAGGAUGACGAUGAGUCGAACUAUAAAACUUUACAAAUUGCCCAAUUCAACGGUUACUCCUGGAUUUAGGAAAAUGGAGUUACGGGAUGUCCCUGCUGUUACUCGACUACUUAGGAACUACUUGAACCAAUUUGUUGUUGCACCUGAUUUUGAUGAAAAUGAUGUUGAACAUUGGCUUCUUCCCAAUGAGAAUGUGGUGGAUAGUUUCUUAGUGGAGAGUCCAAAGACUCAUGAGGUCACAGACUUCUGUAGCUUCUAUACUCUUCCUUCUUCUAUCCUCGGAAAUCAAAAUCACUCAAUUUUGAAAGUUGCUUAUUCUUAUUAUAAUGUUUCCACCAAAACUCCACUAGCUCGGUUGAUGAAUGAUGUGCUAAUUAUGGCAAAACAAAAGGAUUUUGAUGUUUUCAAUGCUUUGGAUGUAAUGCACAAUGAGAAUUUCCUUAAAGAGCUCAAGUUUGGUCCUGGAGAUGGACAACUUCACUACUACUUGUACAAUUAUAGGAUUCAUAAUGCCUUGAAACCAUCUGAACUUGGGCUUGUUCUUUUGUAG